AGUAAUAAUUCAGUACGGCGCGUGACCGCUUGGCGGAUGGACGUGUGUCGAUUUACGAAUCCGAACACGAUUCCGCGAUCGAGUAGCUAUAAGUUUAUAUUUUCGAAAAUCGAACGCCAACGUCGUCUAUGAAUUAUCAAAUGUGCCUAGUGUUAGACUUGUAAUACAAAGUAAUUUUCGCAGUGUUUUAGCUCUGUUGACUCGAUCAAAACGAAUGGCAUUGCAGACGUGAGAAACCUAAAAAGCAUUCAUCGUACUGAAAAUUGUGUGAAUUAAAUAAGAAUUGUACGUGAAUGUUUUCAACGAUUGGAAAGCCAAUUUGAGUAUGUGUCAAAACUUCGAAGUUAGUGAACAGUGAACUAGACACUAUCUGUUUGUCGUGCCGCUGCGUGCCCGUGACGGUGCCGUGACGUUGUCGUGUCGCCGCAGACACGUGAGGGUCCUGUCGUGAUAGGUGCAUCGGUGCGUCGCCAAUGCGCCGGCGGCGGUUGCAGGAUGUCGCCGCCGCGGGCGCUGCUUGCGGCUCUGCUGAUAUGUCAACUGCUGUCCUACGGUGGCCACCAAGGACUCACCAAGAUAUUUUACACGUUACCUGACACGGGGCAGCCUCCUGUGCUCAUCUCGCUAGCAGAUAACGCCAAACUGGAUUUAAGGAACCCCGACGAGCUGCUUUACGUCAACGACUCGGACGAGCACAACGACACCAAGACGUACUCCGUCAGGGGCGGCGACGAGCCAGAGGAAGACGACGAGAAGACAGAAGAAGAAGAGAAAGAGAACACCGAGCCCCGGCUUGUCGUCAAAGCAAAACCCGUUCACGAGACCAGACUUAUAGAAGAUGCAUUUCCAUCGACCACUGCCGAGCCAGAGGUCGCAGAAUCUCAACCCGACGAACAGAAGGAGCCAGAAAUAGAGAACAUUCCGGUGAAGCCAGAGACGCCGCAGGAGGACAUACCCUCCUUUUCGGAGUGGGCACAGAAACAACUCGCCGAAGCCGAGAAAAAAGACACAGUACUGAAUCACUCGAGUCAACCUAGUCAUAGUAAUACGAAUUUUAGUAGUAAAAGCACAAAAUUGCGAUCGAAAAAUUACGCGUCUCUGGCGUGCGGCGCCAAGAUCGUGGCCGUCAACCCGGAGGCGGGCUCAGCCAGCUCCAUACUGUCCCCGAACAGGGACGAGUACAUGCUCAACACCUGCAACAGCCGCAUCUGGUUCGUGGUCGAACUGUGCGAGGCGGUGCAGGCGCAGAAAAUAGAAAUAGCCAACUUUGAGUUGUUCUCUUCUACGCCUAAAGACAUAGCCGUGUAUUUCAGCGAUCGUUUCCCGACUCGAGACUGGGCCAGUGUCGGCCAGUUCACUGCUCAAGACAUGCGAGAUGUCCAAAGUUUUGAUUUAUUUCCACAUUUGUUUGGAAAAUUUAUUAAAGUUGAAAUGCUAUCGCAUCACGGUUCGGAGCACUACUGCCCCAUUUCCUUGUUCAAAGUGUACGGAACGUCAGAAUUUGAAGUGUUGGAAAAAGAGAAUUCCCAGCACGCUGCUCACAUAGAUGAAGAUGAAGACGAUGAAAUAAUAGACGUGCCCGACAUCCCGGCAGUAGAGACGGAGCCCUCGAAGAAUCUGUUCGGCUCCGCGCGAGACGCCGUCAUGUCCAUCAUGAAGAAAGCGGCGCAAGCGUUAGUCAAAACGGAAGUUCCUAAGAACGUGUCGUGCGAACACAACGACACGUCUAUAGACAAAGUGUACAAACGGUGUUGCUCUCCCAGCCAUAUUAUUGUAUGUGAUAACUGCAGUGAGACGCUAUACAAUGAAGUGUACGAACUCAUUAGCUGUAGCUCGGACAAGUUAGUUAGUUUAGUGCGUCAAGUGUUCCUCCGCGAGACGUUGAAGUGCACCGGCAUCUGCCAACAGUUCGGUUUAGAUUUUAAAAGUACAAAGACAAUAGAGUUUAGUGAUGAACGUGUCGCUUAUAUGAACGCCUUAUUCCCGCAAAAGUAUUUAGCCGCCUUGUGUAAUAUUUUAGCUAUUAAAGAGAAAAAAGUCGUUUUAAACACCAGUUUCGAAACUGAAACCAAUGUUACCACAAACAUAACUAUCGACGAAUCACCGCAGACCGUGACGGGCGAGACUAAUGCCGAACAAGAAAUAAAACUCGCGCCCGAUAAGGCGAACGGAUCUGACGAUAAAAUUAAUGAAACUGUUCAAUCGGAAGACAAACCACUCAUAGACAUGAUCGGGGAGGGCAGUACAAUUUCUGUAGAAAUGCCAAAGGAAGAGGGAGAUAGUGGUGACGAGAAAAAAGAAGACACGCCUGUAUCUGACGAGAAAUUAGUUCAAGAACAACCAGAGAUCACACCGGAUGUACCCAAAUCAGUAGAAACGAACGUUGAACAAGAAAAAGAUGGCGCUUCAAAGACCGAAAUCAAGAAUGGCAAGCCAGACAUUGCGGAGAGACCUAAAGAGAAUGGUGGUGAUGAAGUAACCGAUCAGAUAAUGAUAGAUAACGACAGCUUCAUGUCUGAAUUGGACCAGAUGGCGGUGGACCCGGUCCCGGCGGGGGCAGGGGUGCAGCCUUCGCAGAAUCAGAACCAACAACAGAGCACAUUGCAGAAGGAGUCCGUGUUCUUGCGGCUAUCUAAUAGAGUAAAGACACUAGAACGAAACAUGUCUCUGUCGGGACAAUAUUUGGAAGAGCUGAGCAGGCGAUACAAGAAACAAGUGGAGGAAAUGCAAAAGACAUUCGAGAAAACGGUGCAGCAGAUGUCGGAGGAAAGGAAAAAGAGCAACGAGCGGGAACAGAAGUAUCUGGAGCAGAUGACGAUCCUGCAGGAGCAAAUGGGACAGAUGGCGGCCGCGAUACAAACUCUCAUGGACGAGAGGGACAGCUGGUUUGGCAACAUUAACUUCUUCAAAUUUGUCGUGUUCCAAAUGGUCAUUGUGGCGGCCAUAUUCUAUUACAUCACAAAGAGACGGAGAAUCGAGCCAAUCAUGGUGCCUGUACCCAAAAAGACAAGGAAAAAACAAGACAAGUUUAGAAGAAAAUCAGUUGAAGGCGUAAGUGGUCACGCGACGCCCUCGGCCAAGAAAAGAAGGCCCAGCGAGGAAGCCUUGCAGAUAGCGAGGCAAUCUGCGGAGGAACACAGAGAGGACGAUGAGGGUGAGUGGCAAGUCGCCAGAAAGAACAGGAGAAGAAAGACGUCAGUGAUACACAGAGCUGCGGAGACGGAACAAAAAGACUGGUCGAGACAAGACAGUAUUGUAAAACUGCAAGACAAUCCCAUACCGUUGGACGAAGAGGAAUAUAUAGCUCCCGUGUCAGAGCCGAAAGAGUUCAUUGAGACGGAAAUAAUCGAGCCGCCGAGGGCAGAACUGCCGAAAACGAACGGGUCCUUCUUCAACAAUUUGAAAACGAAGACUAUGAAGACGAGGAGAUUGUCUUCGCCGGCGUUUUUGAGGACCCUGAGCAGACAGAGCAGUCGGAGCACGCCCAGUCCCGUCGUCAGGAAUAUUGAGCCGCUUUUCAACGGGAAGUUGGGCAAGAAGGCCGCUUCAGAGUCGCCUACUGGCAGCCUGUGGUCAGAGUCGACGGAAAUCUCCCAAAACGGACAACAGGACAGCGACAGCGGCGGCGGCAAGAAGAAGAAAAGUCUCAAGAAUAUAUUGAAAAAAGUGUUUUGAGGACAAUCGUUUAGUGUUAAAAAUAUUUCCUAAUCGCUUACUGACUAAGCGCGUUGCUAUUGUAAUUUAUUUCAUUGCGAAUAUUAAUUGUACUGUUUAAAUUAUUGUAUAAAUGAUAUUGUUGUUUAUGUGUAGACCUCAUAGGUGCCAAUUGUGAUAAAAUAGGGAGCCUAAUGUUUGUUGUAUGAUUUGAUUUAGUUUGCUUGUUAGUGUGCGUGUAUGUGUGGAGGACAAUAACGAAGCGGCAGCGAGUGCUAGUCUCGACGAGUGUUCGGUAACAAAGAAACGGCAUUAAAUGCAUUCGUAUUA
Messenger RNA from Manduca sexta (tobacco hornworm), 3984 nucleotides. RefSeq names its product SUN domain-containing ossification factor. Gene Ontology annotation, cellular component: membrane; cytoplasm. Bases 496 to 3675 code for a protein of 1059 amino acids. Lineage: Eukaryota; Metazoa; Arthropoda; Insecta; Lepidoptera; Sphingidae. Gene Ontology annotation, biological process: protein folding in endoplasmic reticulum. The transcript has 4 exons. The record is from RefSeq and is a predicted model, not a curated record.